Molecule: messenger RNA, 5935 nt
Organism: Sorghum bicolor (sorghum)
Lineage: Eukaryota; Viridiplantae; Streptophyta; Magnoliopsida; Poales; Poaceae
Exons: 4
Coding region: 1-4152 (1383 amino acids)
Biological process (GO): DNA integration
Molecular function (GO): nucleic acid binding
Source: RefSeq, a predicted model, not a curated record
AUGACGGAGCCCUCCGCAGCCGACCUCCUGGCGGCCAUCAAGGCCCUCACCGAGGACAUGGCGACCAUGAAGGCCGAUAUGGCCUCGCUGAAGAAGGAGAAGUCGGAGUCGUCCGCCGGCGGCGGCGGCGGCGGCAACCGGCACGCGGAAGGUCAGCACACUGACUACCCGCCCAAGCACAAGAAGUGGGACUUCCCACGCUUCGACGGCACCACCGACCCCAUGCUCUUCCUCAACAAAUGCGAGGCAUAUUUCCGCCAACACCGCACCAUGGCGGAGGAACGCGUGUGGCACGCUUCGUACAACCUCGAGGGCGUCGCACAGCUGUGGUAUAACCAGCUCGAGGAAGACUCUAGCACGCCCACCUGGGCGCGCUUCAAAGAGUACCUGCACCUGCGGUUCGGGCCACCGCUCAGGUCGGCGCCGCUGUUCGAACUCGCCGAGUGCCGGCGCACGGGCACCGUCGAAGAGUACUCCAACCGUUUUAAGGCGCUUCUACCUCGCGCAGGUCGCCUGGACGAGGAGCAGCGUGUCCAGCUCUACACCGGCGGCCUCCUUCCGCCGCUCAGUCAUGUCGUUCGCCUCCACAACCCCGACUGGCUCGCCGUGGCGAUGAGUCUCGCGUGCCAGGUCGAGCUGAUGGAGGUCGAGCGGCCGCCGCCACCCGCGCCACGUGCUCCUGCGCGGGGCAUUCUGCCGGCGCCCGCGCCCCGCGCUGCCCUGCCGCCCCCACCGCCACCACUGGCCUUGCCGGCUCCGCUAGCAGCCGCGCAGCCGGGCCGCGGGGACGGCCGGCGUCUCUCGCCCGAGGAGAUGGCUGAGCGUCGCCGUCUCGGUUUCUGUUUCAACUGCAAUGAGAAAUAUACUCGCGGCUAUAACCGUUUUUGCAGGCGCAUUUUCUUCCUGGAAGGCGUCGAGAUUGACGACGCCCCGGACGACGUGGCAGCUGCCGAGCCCGACGCCGAGGCUCCCUGUUUCUCUCUCCAGGCUGUGGCUGGGGUCCCUGUGGCGAGUACCAUGCAGCUCCGCGUGUCCCUCGGCGCCGCGACCCUCGUCGCUCUCCUCGACUCUGGCAGCACGCACAACUUCAUCUCGGCGGCAGCAGCCCGGCGUUCCGGCCUUCCCCUGCGUCAGCGGCCUCGCCUCACUGCCUUGGUCGCGAACGGCGAGCGCGUCACCUGCGACGGUGUCAUCCGCGACGCUCCUCUGCUCAUCGACGGCGUCACGUUUCCGACCGACCUCUUCGUCAUGCCGCUGGCCGGGUACGACGUCGUCCUGGGGACGCGGUGGCUGGGCGUGCUGGGGCCCAUCGUCUGGGACCUCGGCAGCCGGCGCGUGACGUUCCAGCACCUGGGGCGCCCUGUCUCCUGGACAGGCAUCGCCUGCCCUGCGGUGCCGACACUGGGUGUCACAUCAGAGGUCGGGCCGCUCCUCGACGCCCUGCUGCACGCGUACGGGGGGCUCUUCGCAGACCCGACAGGUCUGCCCCCCAAACGCGCGCACGACCACCGCUUCACCCUGAAGCCCGACGCCCAGCCCGUCGCUGUCCGGCCAUAUCGGUACCCAGCAGCGCACAAGGACGAGUUGGAGCGGCAGUGCGCCGCUAUGAUCGAGCAGGGUAUCGUCCGACGCAGCGACUCGCCCUUCUCAUCGCCGGUUCUCCUCGUCAAGAAGCCGGAUGGGUCGUGGCAUUUCUGCGUCGACUACAGGGCGUUCAAUGCGCUCACCGUCAAAGACGCCUUCCCGAUCCUGGUGGUUGACGAGCUCCUCGACGAGCUCCACGGCGCCAAGUUCUUCACCAAGCUCGACCUCCGGUCCGGGUAUCACCAGGUGCGGAUGAGGCCGGAGGAUGUGCACAAGACGGCGUUCCGCACCCACGACGGCCUCUACGAGUUCCUGGAGAUGGUGUUCGGGCUGUGCAAUGCCCCGGCGACGUUCCAGGCCUUGAUGAAUGACGUGCUCCGGCCGUUCCUCCGCCGCUUCGUCGUGGUAUUUUUUGAUGAUAUUCUCAUUUACAGCAGGACAUGGGCCAAUCACCUCCGCCACCUUCGGGCCGUCCUCGACGAACUGCAACGCCACCAGCUCUUCGUCAAGCGCUCCAAAUGUUCUUUUGGCGCGCCCUCUGUCGCCUACCUCGGCCAUGUCAUCUCCGCGGCGGGCGUGGCCAUGGAUCCGGCCAAGGUGCAGGCGAUCCACGACUGGCCGGCUCCGCGAUCGGUGCCGGCAGUCCGCGGCUUUCUCAGCCUUGCGGGAUACUACCGCAAGUUCGUCCACGGCUACGGGGCCCUUGCCGCGCCACUAUCGGCGCUCCUCAAGAAGGAGGGCUUCUCCUGGGACGACGCAGCCGCGUCGGCGUUCGCGGCCCUCAAAGACGCUAUCACGAGGGCCACCAUCCAGGCCGUGCGGCACUGGCGGCCGUACCUCUGGGGGCGGAGCUUCACCGUCAAGACAGACCACUACAGUCUGAAAUAUCUCCUCGACCAGCGCCUCGCCACGAUUCCCCAGCACCAUUGGGUCGGCAAGCUCUUGGGCUUCGACUUCUCGGUGGAGUACCGCUCCGGCGCCACUAACGUCGUCGCCGACGCCCUCUCUCGCCGCGACACCGAAGAGGGGGAGGCCAUGGCGAUCUCGGCGCCCCGCUUUGACCUCGUCGACCGCCUGCGCCAUGCCCAGGCCACCGACCCAGCCCUGGUCGCCCUCUACGCCGAGGUCCGUUCGGGCGCCCGCGCUGCACCAUGGGCGCUGGUGGACGGCAUGAUUACCUACGACGGCCGCCUGUACAUCCCGCCCACGUCGCCGCUUCUCCAGGAGGUCGUGGCCGCCGUCCACAACGAUGGUCACGAGGGCAUCCACCGCACCCUCCAUCGCCUCCGGCGCGAUUUCCACUUCCCCAGCAUGUGCCGCAUCGUGCAGGCGUUCGUGCAGGCCUGCAGUACCUGCCAGCAGUACAAGUCCGACCACCUCAGGCCAGCGGGACUGCUGCAGCCGCUACCGGUGUCGUCCGCCGUCUGGGCUGACAUCGGCAUCGACUUCAUCGAGGUGCUGCCCAAGGUGCAGGGCAAGACGGUCAUCCUCUCCGUGGUCGACCGCUUCAGCAAGUACUGCCACUUCAUACCGCUGGCGCACCCCUACACAGCGGAAUCUGUCGCCCAGGCGUUCUUCGCCGACGUCGUCCGUCUACAUGGCGUUCCGCAGUCUAUCGUCUCGGACCGCGACCCGGUGUUCACGUCCGCAUUCUGGCAGGAGCUUAUGCGGCUCACGGGGACAAAGCUCUUCAUGUCGUCAGCCUUCCACCCGCAGACGGACGGCCAGACCGAGGCCGCCAACCGCGUCAUCGUCAUGUACCUGCGCUGUUUCUCCGGGGACCGUCCUCGCCAGUGGCUCCGAUGGCUGCCCUGGGCGGAGUACAUAUACAACACCGCCUACCAGUCCUCUCUCCGCGACACGCCGUUCCAGGUGGUCUACGGCCGGGAUCCCCCGACCAUUCGCUCGUACGAGCCUGGCGAGACCCGAGUGGCCGCGGUGGCUCAGGAGAUGGAGGACCGCGCCGCCUUCCUUGACGACGUCCGCUAUCGCCUAGAGCAGGCUCAGGCGGCGCAGAAGCGUAUCUACGACCGACACCAUCGCCCGGUGUCCUUCCAGGUCGGCGACUGGGCCUGGCUGCGUCUACAGCAGCGUGCUGCGGCGUCCCUCCCCAACGCGCCCAAGGGGAAGCUCAAGCCUCGCUAUGUCGGGCCGUAUCAGGUCCUGGAGUUGAUCAAUGACGUGGCUGUCCGCCUCCACAUCGGUGUCCUCCGGAAGUUCGUCGGCGCCCCACCUGCAGCACCGCCUCCACUGCCUCCCCUCCUGAACGGGGCUGCUGUUCCUGCUCCCGCCAAGGUCAUCAAGGCACGGAUCGCUCGGGGUGUGCGUCAGCUGCUCGUCGAGUGGCAGGGCGAGCCAGUGUCUGCUGCUACUUGGGAGGAUCUGGAGGAUUUCCGCUCUCGGUUUCCGACCUUUCAGCUCGAGGACGAGCUGGACUUCGAGGCGGGGAGAGAUGUCAUGUGCGGAAAGACGUACGCAAGGUGCAGGCGCGCCCGCGACGUACGCCGCGCGGCUGAGCGCGCAGGGCGCGCGACCCAGCAGCCCGAUGGGGCAACUUCCAGUGGCUAGAAAUCAGGGAUUAGAUUGGAGGUUGUUUUGGUUAGUCUAUAAUUAGGGGAUUUCCCUUCCAUAGUUUGUUGGGCCAUUGGCUAUAUAUUCCUGUAACCAGGGAAGAAUCAAUCAAGCAAGAAUUGAUCUCCUAUCUCCUUCUUCCCCACGUCUCCUAAGCCCAGCCGGCUGAGAGGGGUAUAACCUCCGCCCUGGAAGACUCUGCCGGAGACUACGAGCUUCGUAGUCGAGGGCCAGCUACCCUAGAUCACACUGCCCUUGACACUUGUUAAGUGCCUGUGUUCUUGCUUGUGAUAAUCUGGUUGUAAAGAUUUUUUGUUCCUUCUGGGUAAUAUAAUCUUGAAGUGUGAAUGAAUGGGAUAUAUUUUGCCAGAAUUCAGUCUGGAAUUUAUAUUAUGUUCUGCUGAUGCUAGCCAAAAGAGUGUGAUAAAAAUAUAUCUGGUAGAAGUUCACUCUCUGGUUUGACCAUGAGUGUUGUGUUUUCUAAUAAGAACACUGAUUUCUCAUAUCAUCAGUGUAGAAAGGACACAGAGGGAGGGGAGGGGUCAUUCAUAUUGACGGUAAAUUUGUUUAUGCCUCCUUCUUUUGUAUGUCAAUGGAGUGGAACAUUAUCUUCUAUAUGUAUGUCCUGUAUUGCCCUUUUUCCUUGGUACAGGCCGUUUCACUUGUUUUUUGGAAUUGUUUAUUUAUAGAUAGAUGAGAUGCUUGAUUAUGCGUUUUCAGUUGACUUGCUUCUGAAACUUAGCUGAUGGCAAGUUUCAAUUUCCAUGCAUUUUGAGCGGCAAACUAAAAGCUGAAGCUGUUCUGAAAUAUUUUGUUCUAGUAUUCAAUCAGUUCCAGUGCUAAUGUGUUUGCAUAUGUCUGUGUGGUAUUUUUCUGCUUCUUUUGUUUCAGAGUAUCUUGCGCUUGAUCUGUGCAGCCGUGAUUGGUUAGGGCCUCUGCAACUUGGCGCCAUGCUAAAGGAGUACACUUUUCAUUUUCUCUGAAUUGCUCUAGCUUGAUUUGUUUGCAGUUUCACCUUUUCAGAUGCAGUGAUCCUAAAAAAAAACAUUUCUUUAACCAUGACAAGGAUACAUACACAAUUUGUUGAACUUGUUCAUUGAUCAUUUUACUGUUAUUUUCAAUUUCUCGCACGCCAUUGUGACCAUAAGGAGUGCAUUGAAGUCAUACAAGGUAGAAGAAAAGGUGCCUCCUGUAGAACUUGAAAGCCUACAUUCAGGUGCCUCCUGUAGAACUUGAAAGCCUACUUCAGAUACACACAGAUAUUGAUGAAAUCGCAGUUGUCCCGUAGGUGUAUACAUACAUACACCCAGAAAACUUGCGAAAUCAACUCUGCAGUACACUAAUAGAAAGUUUCCUUCAAAAGAGAAAGACACUAGCUAAUGGAAUAAUUCAUGCUAACUAUUCUUCAUUAUACAGAUACUCUGAUGAUAAGGCUGGAGACUGCCGACAGUGUUCAUCGUCAGACGCCCAGGAAGUCACUUGCACAAAUCACACAUCAAAGAAUUUGUCGCCAAACAGGUCCUUGUGGAUUCGUCAAUAAAGAAAAUGCGGCGGGUUAAGAUUGUCCGGCCAAGCUAGCAUUGCGGCAACAUAUUAGCUCCAAGCUGUAGCAUGUGUAUGUGGUGUAAUUUUUUGUUGGAUAAUAAGUAGGUAGAUCAGUUGCAAUGUCAUGUCAGUGUGUCACGCCCUCACCAUGACUGUAUAAAAGUACUAGCAGAUAUCACAUUUGUAAUCAGUUUAAGACAUUGAGAGUAAUUUAGUAAAUGUGAAUUUUAAAUUA